AUGAGCGUGGACGAAUUGAAGGCCCGUGGAAACGACGCAUUCAAGAAAGGAAACUUCAUGGACUCUGCCAGACUGUACUCAGAGGCCAUCCUGCUUGACCCUGCGGUUUCCGUGCUCUACUCAAACAAGGCCAUGGCGUACCUGAACCUUAAAGACUACCAGGGGGCCCUAACUACAUGCAACCAGGGCCUGCUCCAAACGGCUCCGGACGACAAGACAAAGGUGAAACUUUUGUGGAGGAAGGCCACGGCGCUUAGAGAGCUGCUGCGCUUCGAGGAGGCGAAAACGUGUCUCCAUUCCGCGCUGGAGAUCGACCCUUCAAAUCAAACAGUUAUAAAUGACCUGCAGCUGGUAAACUCCAAGAUAACCGAGUCAGAGUCCGAAUGGAUCGAGAUCCCGAUCGAAAAAGUGCGCCAAAUCCCACCAGGAUACCUCCCAGAAGCCAAGAUGCUCAAGCUGGACGAAGUAGACCUCCCGCAAUUGCCUCAACCAGAUAAUUUCCCUGCGUCCCCAUCAGCUCUGUUUUUAACAGAACUAUCCCGCAAACCUGAAAACGAAAGAAAAUCUUAUUAUAACUAUGUUAUUCAAUUGGAUAACUCGGUUUACACCUCGCUCUUUGCUAAAUCAGGCAUCGACUCAGCAUUCCUCGAGUUCUUCCUCGAAGCCUCCAUCAACUACUUGCAAUCAGACCAAUCCCUUCUAAUAAACAACAUCGUCAAUCACGUCCAAUCCUUCGUCAAGACUCCGAGAUUCUCAAUAGCCUCUAUGUUCAUCCCAAGCUCUACGGUGGACACACUGUUCGCCCUGAUCGAACAGAAAACGUCUCAGAACUUGAAAUCAAUCUGGAACUGA
Molecule: messenger RNA, 852 nt
Organism: Ogataea philodendri
Lineage: Eukaryota; Fungi; Ascomycota; Pichiomycetes; Pichiales; Pichiaceae
Exons: 1
Coding region: 1-852 (283 amino acids)
Molecular function (GO): protein binding
Source: RefSeq, a predicted model, not a curated record